AUGUCUUACAACAAUAACCAGUACGGCGGCGGCGCCAGCAACAGCUACUACAACACCGACAACAACUCCUACGGGGGAUCUGGUGGUGGUGGUGGUUACGGCAACUCUUCUAACGAGGGCCGUUUCAAUGAAGGGUACGGAAAUCAGAAUCAACAGGAUAACUACGGUCGUCAGGAGUCCCAUGGCUAUGGAAAGAAUAACUCUGGGUAUGGUUCCAACGAGGGCCACAAUAACUCUGGCUACGGAAACAAUUCUGGCUAUGGCUCGAACUCUGGUCACGGCAACUCGAACUCUGGCUAUGGUAAUUCCAAUGAGGGAUACAACAACAACAACCAAGGCUACAACAACAACAACAACAACAACCAAGGCUACAACAACAACAACAACCAGGGCUACAACAACAACAACAACAACAACAACAACAACAACAACCAGGGCUACAACAACUCCUCCAACCACCACUCCAACAACGACGACUUCAGCAGCGCCGCCACCCACGCCCAAGAGCACGAUAGCAACGAAGACAAAUCCCUCUUCAGCAGCGCCUUGGAAUUCCUCAAGAACCGCAAGUCCGAUGACGACGUCGACGAGAAACAAGCUGCCAAUGCGCACCAGGCUAUGUACGGCUCUGGCAGUAACUCGAACCAGACGCACGAUUCUAGCACUGUUGGUGCCGGUGCUGCGAUGCAGGCUCUGAAGAUGUUUACCGGUGGUGGAAGUGGCAGUGGAAGUGAGGGAGGUAUGGAUAAGAAUAAGCUGAUUGGACUUGCCAUGGCUCAGGCUGGGAAGUUGUGGGAUGAGAAGAAUGGAUCCGGGGGUAAUGUGUCUGGUGAUAAGCAGUCUGCGAUUAACUCUGCGGCAGAGGUUGCGCUGAAGAUGUAUAUGAAGAGUCAGGUUAGUGGUGGUGGUAGUAGCGGUGGUGCUAGUGGACUUAUGAGUCUUGCGAGCAAGUUCUUGUAA
Penicillium coprophilum is the source of this 960-nucleotide messenger RNA. RefSeq lists its product as uncharacterized. The coding region runs from base 1 to 960 and encodes 319 amino acids. Lineage: Eukaryota; Fungi; Ascomycota; Eurotiomycetes; Eurotiales; Aspergillaceae. The record is from RefSeq and is a predicted model, not a curated record. The transcript has 2 exons.